AUGAACGUCGUGCGGGAGAUCAACAAGAUCAACGAGCGCGAACUCGAACUCGCCCUCCAAGGCGCUUCAUGGCACGACGAGUACAAAGACUCUGCGUACAUCUUCAUCGGCGGCUUGAACUAUGGGCUCACGGAGGGCGACGUGAUCACUAUUUUCUCACAAUACGGCGAAGUCAUGGACGUCAACCUGCCCCGCGACAAAGAAACCGGCAAGCCCCGCGGCUUUGCCUUUCUAAUGUAUGAAGACCAGCGUUCAACCGUGUUAGCCGUUGAUAAUCUCAACGGUGCCAAAGUGCUUGAGCGGACUCUACGCGUCGACCACGUCAAGGAUUACAAGCAAAAGGGUCACAAAGGCGCAGACGGAGAGUGGGUCGAGGCAGAGGAGCAGAGCCUCAACGCGAGGCCCGAGAUCAUUGACGACGAUGCUGGCUCCGACUCUGACGCGUCUUCGGUGCCCAACAUCGACCCUGAAGACCCCAUGUACGACUACCUCCUACAACAAUGGCGUGAACAGCAUCAAAAGAAGAUAUCCAAGAAGAAGAAAGCAAAGGGCAAGCACAAGGACGAGACGCCAGAGGAGAGAGCUGCACGAAAGGCUAAGAAGAGGGAGAAGAAAGAAAAAGGGAAGAAGAGUACAGGGAGGACGGACACUCUGAAGGGCGUGGAGGCCUUGCUGCAGUCCCUAGUCCUCGACGCCGAAGGGACGACCGUGCUCGGAGUCGAAGUCCUGUACGAGACAGAGGUGAUCGAGAUCGAUCACGGUCUCCUCCGCCUAGGCGCUCUCGGACUCCAGACUACCCGGGUUCUGGUCGACGGCGUUACGAGAGGGAAGAUGAUUAUGCACGGGAGCGUUCCCCAGCUCGACGUCGUGCCCUCUGAAUGUCUGUGUAGGGUCGCCCGCGUCAUUUCUCUCUACUACUGCUAUUGA
Molecule: messenger RNA, 927 nt
Organism: Peniophora sp. CBMAI 1063
Lineage: Eukaryota; Fungi; Basidiomycota; Agaricomycetes; Russulales; Peniophoraceae
Source: the annotation of a GenBank genome assembly